Elgaria multicarinata webbii is the source of this 1488-nucleotide messenger RNA. It is a transcript of the gene DCDC2C, whose product is annotated as doublecortin domain containing 2C. NCBI's taxonomy places the organism in Eukaryota, Metazoa, Chordata, Lepidosauria, Squamata, Anguidae. Gene Ontology annotation, cellular component: microtubule organizing center; microtubule. The record is from RefSeq and is a predicted model, not a curated record. Gene Ontology annotation, biological process: intracellular signal transduction. The transcript has 13 exons. The coding region runs from base 1 to 1260 and encodes 419 amino acids.
AUGGUGGGAGCAACACAGCCCCGUGCCGUAUACAGCCUGAUAGAUGCAACUCCUGCCCGGACAAUUUGGGUAUACCGUAAUGGGGACCCCUACUAUUUGGGAAGGAAGUUUGUCAUCAACCAUCGAUACGUGCCCAACUUUGAAGCCUUCAUGAUACAGCUGAACGAAGGUGUGCCCACACCCUUUGGGGUGAGGAAUAUAUACACGCCUCGGCAAGGGCAUUCUGUUAUGGACCUGCCUGACUUGGAGCAGGGAGGCAGAUAUGUGGUUGCCGGCAGGGAAAAGUUUAGGAAACUGAAUUACUACAAUAUAGGGGCAAAGAAACCUCAAAGAAAGAAGAGGGAUGACAUAAUUCGACCAGUAGUCCACAGUAAUAUAAAAGUACCUUCUAAAUGGCAAUCUUUCUAUAAUAAGCCACGGAAUAUUAAUGUUUUCACAAAUGGAGAUAUGUUGAUACCACCUGUUAAAAUUCUCAUACCCAAGUUUACACUGAAAAGUUGGAACGCUGUCCUUGGAGUGAUAAAUGAAAAAGUAUUUCCUCGUUCUGGGGGUAUUCAAAGGCUACAUACUUUAAAUGGCCAACGUGUACAAGGACCUGAUGAUUUAGAAGAUAACCAAUUUUAUGUUGGAAGUAGUAAAGAAAAAUUUCAGCCUUUGCUAUACUGGCAACAUCCUAAAGUUCCAGAAGAUAUUCGGCGGAUUUUUUCUAGUUCACCUGGACCUACAGAAAAGCCCCUUCCAAAGAAGUCUCCCAUUAUAGAACAAUCUAAACGGGAAGGAAACAUUCAUCAUCCUGUAGAACCAUUAAAACGAGGCGCAGGAGAUAGGGCUUCGGUUUAUUAUGCAAAACCCGAGAAAGCAAAACCCAAGAAGGCAAGUGGUGAAACGGCUCCUACACCACUGUCAUCCACUGAUGGACACAGUGUCUAUAAAGCUCAAAAAUCCCCAACUGAAAUUGAAGGGGCUCAAGAGGUACAAGAAGACAAAGAUGUACAAGUGGACAUGCCCUUUGAUCAGGCUCCAGCUGAGGUUGUCCAAGAAGAGGAAAUUUAUUCAAAUGUUGGGAGUCUAGAAGAACAGGCUAAAGAAGAAGUUGAAGUUGAAGAAGAGAUGGAGAAACCGGUGAAAAAAGGCGUUUUCAACAAAAUGUUUGGGUUCUUUUUCAGUAAAUCAAAGAAGAAAGAUACAAAAGAAGAUGGUAUAAAACAACAAGGUGAAAAGAAACAGAAAAAGUAUUACAACCCAUACGAUUAUGACUGACUGUUUUGAACAUCUUGUCAUCAACUGUUAUAAAGGAUUUUAAUGUUGCAACUCACGAAACAUCAUGUUUACCAUUGGCGAUAUCUUCUACAUCAUCAUUUAAAAAUAUUCAAAUAACUUCAUCUGUCCAGCACAAUUAGAAAUGCAAACUUUAAUUGUGGGUUAUGUGCUCCUUGUUUGUUGGUGAAUAUAUACAUGCUCCCCAUUAAGAUUUGGUAAGAAUGAAGA